CAAGCGGCAAGAUGUUCUAUGGGCGGCUCGCCGCAGCAGGUUUCAGCCGGGUUUUCUCCUGCAUCGAGGAAAUGGAGUACUAUGCCUGGUUCCUAUCUUGUGGUCUGCUGUGGGUUGGAUUGGUUCGACGAAUCUCAUUAUUGCGAGUUCGAAAUUAUGAACAUCGACAUCGAUCUCAGCUCCUGUUCCGAGUUUCACGUUGGUUCGGCUACAGCCGACACCGACAACGUCUCCGUGUCCGUCUCGGCCUCCACUUCCGCCUUGUGACAAGGCACCAAGAUACGCGAAUAUCAUCGGGUGCAACGCCAAUGCCACUGAAAUCUCCGGCAUCAAAGGGCGUAUAAAAUCGCGGAACGGACAACUCGAUCGACGAUUCAAUAUGGGGACAAAGGUUACUCACAAGAAGGGUAGGGCAGCAGAGUGAGACAAAAGCCAUUCAGAGCAGAUCCCAGGCUGGCAAAGGGACCAGGUAUAUAAAUCUCUGACCUUACCCCCCACAAACCGACCCCGCGUCCAUAAGUGAACAUCAACCGUUGAAGGAUACAAACACCACCUCAACCAGUAGUACAGGAGACUUGGGCUACACCAACAGCAACACCAUCACCGAUAUCAACAUCAGUCUGACUACCCACUGGCUAUCCCGUCCAGAACCACCAUUGUCGCUCUUGCCAGCUCCCAUCAACGACUCAACAACUGAAAGAUGUCUAACGACUCCGACCCAUCCCUCCCCAUGCCCGAACCCACGGUGCCGCGCCGACCCUUUCCCACAUUCAAGCUCCUCUCAUUCGACAUCUACGGCACGUUGAUCGACUGGGAACAGGGGAUCUUGGAGCGUCUGAAACCAUUGAUCUCACGCCUCGACGGAGCCACCAACGCACCCGCCCACGCGCAACAGUACCUCGAAGACAGCCGCAGCAACCCGACCGGCCGCCCGGUCCAACUGGCCGCCAAAUUCAACGAGAUUGAAGCGCAACUCCAGGCCGAGAACCCCGGCGCAAAGUACUCUGAGAUUCUACGGAAAGCGUAUCUUCGACUUGCUGAAGACUUGGGCGUGACGGACACCAAUAUUGACCAAGAAGCCCAAGCCUUCGGCGCCAGCAUUGGCGAAUGGCCCGCGUUCUCCGACACCGUGAACGCGAUGCGCCGGCUGCGGAAAUACUAUGAUUUCCUCGUGCCGCUGAGCAACGUCGACCGCGACAGUUUUGCAGGCACGCGGACCGGCCCAUUGCAAAACAAAGUCGAUUUCUUCCGCGUCUACACCGCCCAGGACAUUGGCAGUUACAAACCCAACCCCCGCAAUUUCGAUUACCUGAUCGACCACGUCAAACUGGACGCCGGUGUUGAUAAGCACGAUAUCCUGCACGUUGCACAGAGUCUGUUCCAUGACCAUGUCCCUGCGAAAAGGGCCGGAUUGAGUUCCGUCUGGAUCAAUCGUGCUGGUGCGGGCAUGGGCAGCGGUAAAGGGAUCAAGACUUUGCAUGACGCCGGUGAGGUCGGCUAUGGGUGGAGGUAUGCGACCUUGGGGGAAUUUGCGGAUGAGGUGGAGAGACAGUUUGCUGAGCAGCAGCAGGGGAAAGGACAAUAAAGAAUAAAACCUCAAGGUGGGCUUGGACGGCGAAAUCCAUCGUCCACGGACAGCUUCAGUAGAAGAUUGUUGGUCCCUGAUGAUUGAAGAUCAGGCGGACUGUCACAUAGAUGGCUACUCCAACGAUACUAUAUCGGGACUUUGUUUCCAGGAGUAUCUUGGGAUGAGCUGGUCCAACAAGACAAGACAGGGAAAAUGCCAAAAAAUUAAGGAUAUAGGACAAAAUUGCGUCCAAGUACAAUCACAUCCACCAGCAGUUCCAUUCCAAUGCAUCUACCCAUAGUCAGCUUACUCAGAGGACAGGAAAUCGAGAUCGGAUGAAGCAUAUCAUGACGAGGAAUGCGACAAAGUCGGCAUUCCGGACAGGCAAAGGUCCAUUGCCCGGUCUUCGGGGAGUGGCACCAAAAACCGCCUGGUCCGUUCUGUGGUAGCAUAGCACGAAACGGAUGGAAUCCAUGCAAUCAUCGACGAAAACAUCA
Molecule: messenger RNA, 2064 nt
Organism: Exophiala dermatitidis NIH/UT8656
Lineage: Eukaryota; Fungi; Ascomycota; Eurotiomycetes; Chaetothyriales; Herpotrichiellaceae
Product: haloalkanoic acid dehalogenase
Exons: 1
Coding region: 701-1585 (294 amino acids)
Source: RefSeq, a predicted model, not a curated record